This is a messenger RNA of Aspergillus sclerotioniger CBS 115572, 971 nucleotides long. RefSeq names its product alpha/beta-hydrolase. The transcript has a single exon. The record is from RefSeq and is a predicted model, not a curated record. Bases 162 to 971 code for a protein of 269 amino acids. Lineage: Eukaryota; Fungi; Ascomycota; Eurotiomycetes; Eurotiales; Aspergillaceae.
UCUCCUCUAGCUUUAAAAUCUCUCACUGAUCCUCCCAGCUAGCUUCAACUAACUCACACAAAUAAAUGAUGCUAAGGACACGCUGGCGACCUCCUAUCCUCCCGCCCUGAAAGGUCCAUCCUUCCCCCACCAACCCAAGUAGCACCAUCAGCUCAACCACCAUGUCCUCCCAAUCACCACCAACCAUCGUCCUCGUCCACGGCGCCUGGCACACCCCAACCGCCUACCAACCCUUCAUCUCCGCUCUUAAAGCCCAAGGUUUCACCGUGCACGCGCCCCUUCUCCCCAGCUCCGCACAAUCCCUCAACCCAUCACAAAGCCAACACCAAGACAAACCAGCCUCACUCCCCGAAGAUAUCGCCUGCAUACGAAACCUAAUCUCCACCCUCGCCAAUCAAGGCCACCGAAUCCUCCCCCUCUUCCACUCCUACGGCGGCGUCGUCGGAACCGACGCCAUCACCCGCGACUUAACCCUCCCUGAUCGACAAUCCCGCGGGCUGCCAGGCGGCGUCAUCCACCUGGUCUAUAUAUGUGCCUAUAUGCUCCUCCCCGGAGGAAGCGUGGUCAAGACGAUUCAAGAAGGCGGGGUUGAGAACCCGGCUGAGACGAUUGUCGAUGUGGGGGAUGAUCGGUUCAUGUAUCCCAAGGAUCCCAUCGCGCAGAUGUAUAAUAUGGUUGAGAGGGGGGUGGCAGAGAGUGUGGUGGGUGGGUUGGUGAGGUUUCCGUUUGAAGCGUGUGAUAUGGAGUCAGUUGGGGAGGCGUGGAGGUUUGUGCCCGUGACGUAUGUGGUUACGGGGAGCGAUCGGAUGGUUUGGAGGGAGUGGCAGGUUGGGAUGGUGGGGAGGGUGAGGGAACAUGGGGGGGAUGUGAGGAUGGUGGAGUUGGAUUCUUGUCAUUCGCCGUUUUUGUCGAAGAGGGGGGAGUUGGUGGGGGUUGUGGUGGGGGCGGCGAGGGAUGAGAGGAAUGCGUGA